This is a messenger RNA of Pygocentrus nattereri (red-bellied piranha), 492 nucleotides long. RefSeq names its product coiled-coil domain-containing protein 106-like. Bases 16 to 423 code for a protein of 135 amino acids. NCBI's taxonomy places the organism in Eukaryota, Metazoa, Chordata, Actinopteri, Characiformes, Serrasalmidae. Gene Ontology annotation, cellular component: nucleoplasm. The record is from RefSeq and is a predicted model, not a curated record. The transcript has 2 exons.
ACAAAGGAAGAAACCAUGGACAAUCCAGUCACUGUGAAUGAUUCUGAAAGCUCUGAUACAUCAUCCAUGUCCUCAUCCUCAACCACCAAGAAGUGCAAGCACAAAUCCAAAAAGAAGCACAGCAAAGGAGACAAAGACAAGAAAGAGCAGAAGUUUCGACAGCGUGUGAAACGCUUUUACAGCCUGUCUGUUUUAUCCUGUGUAGUACAAACAUCAAGUGAAAUUGUACGCUACUACAAAUCCAUCCUUAAAACCUUACCGAAAGCAAGGACUAUAACCAGGGCCUUCCAAAAGCAUGCCAUUGACAGGAACACUGUGGUGUCCACAUCAGUGACUGGAAAGCUCACUAUUGCUGCUCCUGAGGCAUAUGAAGAGGUACUGGCCAAGAAGCCUUGUGGAGAGACAGUGCUGGCCUUUGCUUAGCGGAGUGAGGUUGCUAUUCAAGGAGAUGAAGAUGUGAAACUUUUUGUAGAUAGAGACUUGGUAAGCAUU